This is a messenger RNA of Parastagonospora nodorum SN15, 1851 nucleotides long. RefSeq lists its product as hypothetical. Bases 1 to 1851 code for a protein of 616 amino acids. NCBI's taxonomy places the organism in Eukaryota, Fungi, Ascomycota, Dothideomycetes, Pleosporales, Phaeosphaeriaceae. The transcript has 4 exons. The record is from RefSeq and is a predicted model, not a curated record. Gene Ontology annotation, molecular function: histone deacetylase activity.
AUGGCAGACGACAUGUCGGCGGCCCCGGCCUCUGCCAGCCUGAGCAAUAGUGUGGGCGCACAACCCAAGAAAGUCGCAUACUUCUACGACUCGGAUGUGGGCAACUAUGCCUACGUUGCAGGCCAUCCCAUGAAGCCUCAUCGCAUACGCAUGGCGCAUAGUCUUAUUAUGAACUAUGGCCUUUACAGCAAGAUGGAGAUCUACCGCGCAAAACCCGCCUCCAAGUACGAAAUGACGCAGUUCCACACAGACGAGUACAUAGAGUUUCUGCACAAGGUCACUCCAGACAACAUGGACAACUUCACCAAGGAGCAGAGCAAAUACAACGUCGGAGACGAUUGUCCCGUCUUUGACGGCCUCUUCGAGUUCUGCGGCAUCAGCGCCGGAGGUACCAUGGAGGGCGCGGCGCGUCUGAACCGCGGCAAAUGCGACGUCGCAGUCAACUGGGCGGGCGGACUGCAUCACGCAAAAAAGAGCGAAGCUAGUGGUUUCUGCUAUGUCAACGACAUUGUCCUUGGCAUCAUCGAGCUUCUGCGGUACAAGCAGCGCGUCCUGUACAUCGAUAUCGACGUGCACCAUGGAGAUGGUGUGGAGGAGGCUUUCUACACGACCGAUCGUGUCAUGACUGUAUCCUUCCACAAGUACGGCGAGUACUUCCCCGGUACCGGUGAACUGCGCGACAUUGGUGUUGGCACUGGCAAGAACUAUUCUGUCAACUUCCCUCUGCGCGACGGCAUAACAGACGAGACCUACCGCAACAUCUUCGAGCCAGUCAUCGAGGCGGUCAUGACCCACUACGGCCCAGAAGCCAUUGUGCUCCAGUGCGGAGGCGACAGUCUCUCGGGCGACCGACUUGGAUGCUUCAACUUGAGCAUGGACGGCCAUGCCAACUGCGUUCGCUACGUCAAGAGCUUCGGCGUGCCUGUCAUCAUCUUGGGUGGUGGUGGUUACACCAUGCGCAACGUUGCCCGCACCUGGGCAUACGAGACGGGUGAGCUUGUAGGGGAGAAGAUGUCCAAGCAGCUUCCCUUCAAUGACUACUACGAGUACUUUGCGCCUGACUACGAGCUGGAUGUUCGGCCAUCAAACAUGGAGAACGCCAACUCGCACGACUAUCUCCACAAGAUCAAGUCUACUGUGAUUGAGAACAUUCGAAGAACAGGCAGGCCCUCGGUAGAAGCCUUCACCAACAUUCCUAAUGCAUUGCCUCGGAUGGCAGACUCAGAUGGUGAAGACGAGGACGACGACCUCGACGCUGACAUGAACCCGGAUGUGAGAAUGACUCAGCGUCAGCGAGACGAACACAUCGAGCGCGAUGGCGAGCUGUACGACGAAAGCGACGACGAAGAGUACAAGAACAGUCUCGGUGUACGCGCUCAGCCAGGCGUUAAGAAGCGGAGAAACAUCAGCGACUUCCCCAAUCCAAAUGCUGCACCCGCUCAGGACAUCGACGCGCUCAAUGGCAUGGAGGAGAUCAAUGGGGAUAGCGCUGUAUCGACAAGACAGCCUUCGGCCGCUCCAGCGUCUCGUACACAGACACCUGCCGUGGCAGAGCAAGGGGCUGACGAUGAUGGUGAUGUUGAUAUGGACGAGGCAGAGGUACCCGCCGCUACUGCAACCUCAACUCGCUCUCAAUCACCUGCCGGUGUGGUCACACCCCCUGACUCACCACCAGCCGCGACCGCUGCACCAGCAUUAGCUCCAACAUCAGCACCCACGGCAGACGUCUCAAUGGAGGGCGUUGACGAGGACACCAAGGAAGCCAUCGCCGACGCGAAAGAGGAGGGUGAAGCGGAGCGCGACACUAAGAACGUCAACGGUGAAGUGCGCACAGAAGUUGCUAAGGAUUAG